AGGUUUUCAAGUGGAACAGUGCUACAUUUUUAUUAAUGUAUAAAAUGUAUUAUGUAUGUACGUCUAUAGUAUAAAAUGAUCCUUCCUGAAUAUGUGCAUACAUGUGCAAUCUGAAAUUGGUGUCUGACAAAUAUGUUUCUGCAACAAACAUAAAAAAAUUCAAGCUCGGAAAGAUUUAAAUUUGGAAAUAAUGGAACCGAAAAGAUGGCACUUGCAGCUGUCAUGUUUUUUCCUGCUGCUUAGCUCAACAUUUUCAGAUGUUGGCAAAAUAACGUCCUCUCAAAAUCACUUUGGAAAUACUAUACAGAGUCAGUUCACCACCAAAAACAACACUAGGGUAAUUGCCCAGAAAGGAGGGCUUGCCAUAUUACCCUGUGUCGUCAAAAUUAACUCUCCAGCAACGGUUUCUUGGAUACGCAGGAAAGAUUUCCAGCUACUAACGGUUGGGUUGUCAACACAUAGUAGCGAUAAACGGUUUUUGGUUGAGCAUACGCGGCAUAUGGGUCACUGGUCUCUUAGAAUUAAAGCCGUCAGAGAAGAGGAUCGUGGAUUUUAUGAGUGUCAAUUGUCAAUUUACCCAACCCAGUCAAUUUUUAUUGAACUAAAAAUCGUCGAAGCGGUUGCUGAAAUUUCAAGCGCACCUGAGCUUCACAUAGACGAAACUUCUACUUUACGGCUUGAGUGUAAACUUAAGCGGGCGACGGAAAAUCCCUCUUUUGUAUUUUGGUAUCAUGACAACAAAAUGAUUAAUUAUGAUGUACAAGGCGGUUUUGUUGUGACGUCGAUGGAAUCAAAUGGGAAGAGUAGCGUACAAAACGGACACAUUUUUAGAGUCUUGCCCGGGUUUGCUGGUAACAAAUCACGUAUUAUCCCUAUUCCGGAUCCCGUGGAGUCAAUUAAUGGAAUUCUAAAUAGCAAAAACGUAGCCACUUCAGCAAACUUCAUAUCGCCGAAUCCACCAUAUUUACAACCGCACCAGUCCUCAUAUCUUCUUGCUCCUUCUAUGAGUGUUCUAAGUAUUAAACAGGUUAAUUUUCGGCAUGCUGGUAACUACACCUGUGCUCCAUCAAAUGCCCGUCCUGCUAGCAUUACGGUACAUGUUUUAAGAGGAGAAAAAACUGCUGCCAUGCAACACGCUAAUCGAAGUUCUUUGGAUAGUGAGAAUUUGAGCAACAGCACUUUUGGGUUAAUUAGUAUAGGUGGUAUCAAUGGCACAAUCAGCCUAGUAUUAGCCAAAAGCUUAUUAUAUAUCUCAAUCAUAUUCCUAUUAGUAAGCGUUCUAUCAAAUUUUCGCCUACUAAAAGUUGUAGAUUCCCUAAUAUUCCUAGCAUUUAUAAUAUUACUCAUGGAAAGCUGAAAGUAAUUCAUGUUAUAAGAAAUGGAGCAAAUUCAAUCAACCGAAAGUAAAAAAAAUGCUCCAAGUUAUAAUUAUAAUUAUCGUACAUAUACAGGUAUAUGUAUAAUAUCGACAUACUUAUGUUCCAUGUAUAAGUCCCUUA
Messenger RNA from Drosophila persimilis, 1499 nucleotides. RefSeq lists its product as uncharacterized. Bases 191 to 1357 code for a protein of 388 amino acids. The record is from RefSeq and is a predicted model, not a curated record. Gene Ontology annotation, biological process: synapse organization. The transcript has 6 exons. Lineage: Eukaryota; Metazoa; Arthropoda; Insecta; Diptera; Drosophilidae. Gene Ontology annotation, cellular component: neuron projection membrane.